Messenger RNA from Strigops habroptila (Kakapo), 10825 nucleotides. RefSeq names its product chondroitin sulfate proteoglycan 4-like. The record is from RefSeq and is a predicted model, not a curated record. Bases 99 to 7319 code for a protein of 2406 amino acids. The transcript is spliced from 10 exons. NCBI's taxonomy places the organism in Eukaryota, Metazoa, Chordata, Aves, Psittaciformes, Psittacidae.
CUCUCGCCGCUCCCCAGGGCUUGUGCCCGCCCCGGCCCCGCUGCCGGCCGUGGUGGUGCCCGGUCGGGCCGCGGCUCCGGCCCCGCCGUGGCAGCGGGAUGGCGGGCGGGCAGGGGGCCAGCGUGCCCGGCACCCUGCUGCUGGCGGUGCUGCUGCUGGCCGGCAGCCGGCCGGCUCUCGCAGUAUCAUUUUAUGGUGAUAGCUUUGUGGAGUUGAACAUGGUAGAAGCAUCCUCUCAGACAUCCUUACAGUUGAGGUUUCGAACAAGCAAGCCACAUGGACUGCUUUUUCUUGCAGCUGGGAAGAAGGAUUAUUGUUUAAUGGAGCUACUUUCAGGAUACUUAGAGUUGAGGAUUAACUUUGGAGUGGGGGAACGAGUACUGCAUUCUCAGCAAAGAUCUCAGCUGAAUGAUUUAGCUUGGCACCUGGUUGAACUACAUCAUGAACAUGACAAUGUCACAUUGGUUAUUGAUAAACAUGAUACAAGUAGUGCAAAAAUGCCUGGAAUUUUCUAUGAAUUAAAUAUUGAUUAUGGAUUUUACAUAGGUGGUACUAGUAAACUUGAUGUUCCCUACAUUGUUGGAUCACUACCUAGUUUCCGAGGAUGUAUUGAUGAUGUAUCAUUCAAUCAGCUAGACAUUCUGAUGCCUCUGAGACCUUCUCCUGGCUUUAAAAAUGUCCAUGAAGUUUCAGUGGGGUGCAGUGAUGAAUUCUUUGCAGGUGAAGAUGAACCCAUUAGUUUCUUCAGUUCCAGAUCCUAUGUUUCUUUCCCAUUGUGGAAUGUUGCUGAUGAGGGAAUCUUGGAGUAUACAUUGCAAACCUCAGCCACACGUGGCUUGCUGCUUUACCAUCCUGGGAAAAUGGGAGAUUUCAUUGCAAUGGAAAUGGAAAAUGGACUAAUUAAAGCUUAUGUUGGAAAAUUUAAAAGUAGAACCCAGCUUUCCUCUCGUAAGUCAGUCAACGAUAGUCACUGGCACUACAUCAAACUGAAAUUUACUGCAGAAUAUUUGCAGCUGACACUGGAUGAAGAAACUGUGAAAAAAUCUUUGCCUCCCUACAGUAAGCUGCCACUUCUGAAGGGGUCUCUCUUUGUAGGUGGUGUAGAUGACAGCGCACGAUCAGAACUGAUUAAGUUAGAGCUAGUCUCAGUGUCUGGGAAGUACGCCAGAGGAGGGUCCUUCAAAGGUUGCAUAAGAGACCUGAAAACCAAUUCAGAAAAGAAAUCGCUUAAGAAUGUUCUGGUAACAAAGGACAUUUCAGCUGGAUGUGAAACAGAGAGUGCUUUUAAUGCAAACCUUUCUUUAGAGAUGGCUGUGAAGAACCCUACUGUGAAAGCAGCCCCAACGUUUGCCAUUUCCCCUGAAAGCUCUGUCUCUCCGGGCAAGGAAGACAAAAGCCGCCUUUUAGUUCUAAGUAACUUGAUCGUGCUAGAGGGCGGACAAGCUUCACUCGAAUCUAAACAUAUUGAAGUCAACUUAGAUUUUCAGAAAUUAGACAUUCAUCAAUCACAAAUUCUUUUUGAAAUAAAAACCCCACCCUCUCAUGGAGAUUUGAAACUAGAUGUUGAACCAGUGCAGGAGGUAAAUACAUUUACUCUGCAGGACAUAUGGCAAGGGAAGAUUCUUUAUGUCCAUGAUGGCUCUGAGGACACUUAUGAUUAUUUUAAUUUCUCCAUUUCUACCAGCAGUGAGAAGAUUGUGCCUCCAUGUUUGCAAGGAAAUGAACAGUAUGUGUUUAGCAUUACUGUCACUCCAGUAAAUGAUGCACCUGAAAUUACACUUCCCGAGGGAAACUUGCUUCUUCUCUUGGAGAACUCAAAGAAACGUUUGACUAGUGAUCUGAUAAAAGUUCUAGAUACGGAUACAGAUCCUGUGGAUCUGAGUCUUUCAGUGCUUGGAAAUCUGAAUGCAGAUGCAGGGUAUUUAGAAGAUUCAAAGCAUCCUGGAAAAGCUAUUACUACUUUUUCUAACGAGGACUUAAGAGAAGGCACUGUUUUCUUUGUCCACACAGGCGUCAAGAACUCAAGGAUUGUUCUGAGGGCGAGUGAUGGUGAGAAGGUGAGCAACACCAUUGUGUUACGUGUCAUGGCAGUUCCAUUGGAUUACAGAGUUGUUAACAACUCGGGAAUAAAACUACUCCAAGGUGUUACAGCUCUGAUAACACCUAGGCAUCUGGCGGUCGAAACAAAUGCCAACCUCCAGGAGCUGGAGAUCCGUUAUGAGAUCACAGAGCCACCCCAGUUUGGGGAAGUCCAAAGGCAGCAUUCAAGGGGAGAAUGGAAGCGAGUCAACUCUUUUUCUCAGCGCUCUCUUGAGCGCAGCCGUGUGAGAUACUAUAGCACUUUUAAAGAAAUACAGCUGGAAAAUGUUACUGACCAAUUUAAAUUCAAAGUUAGCAUAGGAAACAGAAUGAGUGAAGAGCACAUGUUUCCAAUCAAAGUGAAAUGGUUAAGAUACAUUGUAUUGAAACAUGCUCCUCUAGAAAUUGAAAAAUCAAAAAAAAGGUACUUGAAUUCAGAUAAUCUUUUUGCUGUGAUUGUGGAUCUAGAAAUACCUGAAGAUGAGCUUCAUUUUAAAUUGCUGUCCCUACCAAAGAAUGGACAGAUACUACUUAAUGACCAGCCUUUGAAAAAAGAUUCAGUCUUUAGCCAGAAAGAUAUUACUGAUCAAAAAGUGGCAUAUGAAUUAAACUGCAGAUAUCAUGAAGAUAACAUUGAUUCGUUUCAGUUCCUCAUUUCCACAAAGUAUCUGGAAUCAGAUAUGUACAAGUUUGAAGUCUACAUCAAAUCAGAUCUCAGAAACAUUAUUUUGACUAACAGUGGUCUUAGAGUUACCGAAGGUGAAGGAGAGUUAAUAACAAGCGCAGAGUUGUUUGUGCAAACACCGGAUAAUAAAACUUUCCAAUAUAAAGUUAUACAGUUUCCUAAACACGGGAAAUUAAAACUCAUUAAUUUUUCAGGCUCAUUCGAAAGUAAUCACAAUCUUACCACUUUCACUAACAAAGAUAUAACUAAUAAGCGCCUUAUGUACAUGCAUGAUGAUUCAGAGACAGUGUUUGAUGAAUUUCUUGUCAGAGCUUCCAGUUCCAGUGAAGAGUCACGAAAGUGGGCAAACUUUGAUCCAGAAGUAGAACCUUUGUCAGUAGAAAUUAGAUUCAACAUUUCUGUCCAGCUGAAGAAUGAUGAAAAACCAGUACGUGUAGUUGAUAAGAUAUUUAACAUAGUGAGAAAUGGGCAGCGAUUAUUAACUUUGGCAGAUCUUUGCUAUCAUGAUCCUGAUUCUGAUUUUGAUGAUGGACAGUUGCUAUAUACUAGACGUGGCAUUUCCAAUGGAGACUUGGUGCUAACAAAUAAUACUUCACACAGACUCUACCAAUUCAAACAAGUGGACCUGGAGCAAAAGCAGGUCCUGUUUAUACACCGUGGUGCAGAUUUUGGGCGUUUUGUGCUCUUUGUGACAGAUGGCAAGCACUACACCUCUUUGCUUCUAGAAGUUAGUGCCACUGAUCCUUAUGUUAGGUUGGCAAAUAAUACAGGCUUGUUGGUUCAAAAAGGGAAAGAGGAAACUGUUACAACAGCUAAUCUAAGUGCUGUUACAAACCAAGAUAUAAGAAAUGAUCAUGAGCUUACAUAUGAGAUAUUCUCUUUCCCAAAAUAUGGAAGAAUAUAUGUAAAUAAUCUGUUGAUGGAUACCUUUUCUCAACGUGAUCUGAUAAAGGGGUAUGUGACCUACCGGCAUGAUGACAGCAACAAUUUUAUUGACACAUUUAACUUUACGGUCCAUGCUAGAGAUGUCCAUCUGGAUGCUGGAGUACGUGUUCGCAUAUAUUUGGAAAGUCAACACUGGCCACCAAGGAUUGUGAACAAAAACAAUCUCUUGGUUGAAGAAGGAAAACCAGUUAAAAUCAGUAAAGGAAAACUGCAGGUUGCUCAUGAAAACAGUUCUCCAUCUGAGAUUGUGUUCACAGUAAGACAGCUUCCAGUGCAUGGAUACAUUCGGAAGUUUUCCUCAGAAGAAAGUUAUCUCAGAGCUGAUGCUGACCAAAGGCCGGUUUUGAGCUUCACACAGCAAGAUGUUGAUGAGGGCAAAGUUCAGUAUGUGCAGACAGUUCCUGACCAACUAGAUGACCGUUUCUCUCUGGAUGUGACUAAUGGUGUCCGAACAGUGAGUGAAAUAGAGAUCUCUGUAGACAUCAUCCCCAGAACGAUUCCACUGGAAGUACAGAACUUCACCGUGAUUGAAGGGGGCUCGAAAGCCCUGGUGGAAGACUAUCUAAAAAUUUCAAGUAGACACUUUGCUGGACUCAGCUGUGAAUUUGUUUUACUUGAGCAGCCAAAACAUGGAUAUGUUGAAAACUCUCGUGUUCCUGGAAUAAAGUUAGCCACAUUUACCAGAAAGCAGGUGGAACAAGAAUUAAUCUACUAUGUUCAUGAUGACAGUGAAGAACUGAUGGACAAUUUUACUGUGAUAGUGAACAACACAGAAUUAUGGAAACAAAGCUUGCCCAAAACUGUAUUUGUAACAGUUACUGCAGUAAAUGAUGAAGCUCCUGUUAUAAAAGUUAACAGAAUUCUUCGGGUCUGGGUGGGUUCAGUCACAGAAAUAACUAUUGAUGACCUCUGCGCAGAAGACAAGGACUCCUCACCAUCAGAACUCAUAUAUUCCAUUACUCCACCUAGCAAUGGGCACUUGGUUCUGAAGUCUUCUCCGAACGAGAGCAUCCUUAGUUUUACCCAGGCUCAUAUAAUUGAAGGGCAGCUCGUAUUUGUACACAAUGGAGCGAUGUCUGGAGGCUUCAACUUUCAGGUGACAGAUGGUUUGAACUUUGCACCUCGCCAGAUUUUUAGCAUAACAGCUCAGACACUAGUCAUUAGCCUUGAAGUGAACAAAGGACUCGGAGUCUUCCCAGGUUCCAGGAAGCCUAUUUCACGACAUGAUCUGAAAGCUGUAACCAGUGAUGUGACCAAUGCAGGAAACAGAACUAUAACUUUUGUGAUUGUAACUUCCCCAAAACUUGGAAGGCUGAUCAGAGUAAAUUCUGAUAAUACUGCUCAGGAAAUCCUCAGUUUUACGCAGUCUAUGGUGGAUGAAGGUGUGAUCAUGUAUGAGCACUUACAUGCCGAGUCAGCUAGCUGGAGUGCAGAAGAUUUCUUCACAUUUACUGUCUCCUCUCCACCAUCAGCUCUGGACCUCCAGGUGUUCCAUAUUGUCAUUUCAUAUGAAAUUACAAGGCAUGAUCGGAACAGUCGUCUUCUGGCAAAUACAGGUGCCGUAGUCCAGGAGGGAGGUAAAGUAUUAAUCAACAGAACAAAUCUAGAUGCUUCAAAUCUAUUGGUUAAGCUAUCCGAGGUGCAGCGCUCCAUGUAUGAAGUCUGGUAUCAAGUUGUAUCUUUACCCCAACAUGGAGUGGUUGUUGUUGGAGAAAGAAACAUUACCAAAGAAAAACCCAACUUCUCCCAAUACAUACUGAACAAAUUUGGAAUUGUGUACAUACAUGAUAAUUCUGAAUCACUUAAGGACAAUUUCACUUUUGCUGUUUGGUUAAACCUAAAGAGCAAGUCUGCAACAAAGCCCCAUGGUGAAGUUUUAGAAGAGAUGUUUAAUAUCACAGUUGUUCCAGUGAAUGACCAAGCUCCAGAAUUGAAGACUAAAAGGCUGCACUUGAAAGUCUUGCAGGGAGAUGUGUCAGUGCUGGGGUCAGAGAAUCUGAAAGUUGAAGACCUAGAUAACACCCCAGUUGAGCUCAAAUACACCAUUGUUAAUAACCCCAAUAAUGGUUAUUUAGCAAUGAAAAGCAAUCUCAGUGUCUCUAUAAAUGAUUUCACACAAGCUGAUGUUGACAGUGGUAAAGUUUGGUUUGUACAGGAUGGAAGUUCAUCUUCUGGGGUAUUUUAUUUCAGUGUGACUGAUGGUAAACAUCGCCCUUUAUACAAGCUAUUCAGUCUUGAAGUCAUACCAAUCACUCUUGUCCUGGUCAACCUGACCGAUGUUGCACUUCCACAGGGCCAGACGUCUGUCACUAUUACUAAUGUUCAGCUUUCAGCUGUCACAAAUGGAAAAAGCACUAAUAUCAUGUAUGAAAUGACUCAGCCACUCAAAUACGGGCACCUGAUGAUUGGGAAUGAAAAGGUUACUAAAUUUGAGCAGGCAGAUUUGUACUCAGGAAAGCUGUCUUACCACAUGACAAACCUCACUGCGCCCAAAGAAGUACUAGAGUUUAUGCUUUUCACUACAGAAUGCAAUCUAACAGGACAAGUGCUGAACAUCACAGUGAAGCCUUUAGUACAAGUUGUAUCUGACAUGCAGAUUUCAAAUCAAGCAGCUUAUAAAUUCAGAAGCAGUGACCUGGAUGCUUCUGAGCUAGCUAAUUUGACAAAUAGCAAUCCUAGAUUUGAAGUGAUAGUGCCUCCGUCUCAUGGAAGGAUUGUAAAGAAAAGGUUCGUGUAUGAUGUAGUCUUCGAAGACAUUCAGACAUUCACCCAGUCUGACAUUGAUAGCGGUGUUGUGCUACUAGAUAUCGAUACGAAUAUGACAGGCAUUGAUCUGUUAAAUGACUCAUUCACAUUUAUACUUAGGGCAGAUGCUGUCCAGCCUGCUGUUGGCUGUUUUCAGUAUUCCAUUGUGCCACACAGCCCCCCACUUGUGCAGGGUUUUACAACCGAAGUGCCUUCCAUAACCAGCAUGACCACUUUAAAGAUUGAUGCUACCUCAAAGGGCAAGGCAGCAGCCCCCUUUCAGAAUGGAGAGCCUACAGCAGCACCACAGAAGACUGAACCAACCAUGUGGCCAGGUCAGAAUCACUGGAGAAAUCUACAUGAGGAAGGUCCAUUGCUAAAUCUGGCAAUGGGAACAAGUGGAUCUGCAGGGCCUAAGACCACAACCCAGGAUAGUGCCCAGAGUCCCAGAGAGCAGGCAGAUCAAAGUAGCAACCCUUGGUACAUCAUUAUGCCCCUGGUCCUGCUGUCUGUGCUGCUCAUUGUUACUGUCAUUUCUGUGUGCAUUUUGCUAAUGUGUCAGAAGAAAGAGAAGACAAAACCACACGUCAAAAGUCAAACAGACACAGUCCUCAGUAGUCCAGAUCAAUGUCCGGAACGGAGCUUGGCUGUACCCAGUGUUACAGUGACUCCUCUCCUGAAGGGGGUUGAGAGAAGUACAGCCUCACCAUUCAUGGCAGUAAGACAUGAACAGCUGCUUCCUGCAGUGGUUUCUCUGACUGCAGAACAGUCUUCUCAAAACAGCUGGUUAAACCUUGAUCCUGAAAUGAUCCAGUACUGUCGAAAAACAAACCCAACUCUGAAGCGCAGUCAGUACUGGGUGUAGUUACAGCCGGCUUUGGUCAUGCUGUUUGAUGUAGUAUGGAAAAGAGAGUAUACAUUGUUCACAUAUAAUUUGUUCUUUAUUAAACUUAUUUAUUAUAGGUCAAAUGAUGCACUGUUUGUUAGAUGAAAUCCACAUACAUGUGAAAUAAUAAUAAAAAUCUUACUGAUCAUAGUGGGGAUAAAAUAAGAUUUCCAGUUGGUACUUCAAUGCAGAAUUUGGCCCUAUAGAUUUUGAGUGCACCCUGUGUAUGCAUAUUUUUAGUUACUGUUACAGGGGUAAAAUAGAAUGUUCUGUCAUGGGUUAUAUUAUUUUUAAUAUAAUUACUUUUUUUGAAGAAGCAAGUUGUCUAUAAAAGUCUGGUAUUUUUUCCUGAACCACCACUUCCAUUUGAAGAACUUUCAACUAUUUCUGUAAGUGAUUGCCAACAUCAAGUUGUCAAGGUGCUGAUCUCAAUAAUGUCAUUUUGACCCAAAGGCUCUUCAGACACCAGUGCUAAAGAAACAAAGCUGUUAUUAUUUUGACAAGUAUUCAUCUGGGACACAGAACUGGAAAUCUAGAAUUCAAUUCAGUGACAGUAUAUAAGGAUUCCAGUAAAAUACUCUUGCUGUGAGAUAUUUGUUCUUUUUUUUCCUCUUACUUGACACCGAACUGUAGCCUUUAAUGUCUGCAAACUGGUAAAAUGUAUCCAUGACCCCUAAUCUGCAUGGCAAAAACUGUCUCUGCCUGUCAGCCUGUCAGCUGCAUUAUCUUUAGGCUUAGGUUAUGUCUGGAAGUACACAUCAAAAUUUCCUCUUCAUGACAACAGGCUAAAUUCUGCCUUCAGUAAAACAAUGGGAGUUCAAGCAGAUGACAGUAGAAUCAAGUCCUCUGUUGCAUACUUUUGUGUGUUGGGGAGCUACUUACAGAAACAAUUCUCCAAAGAAGUAUGUAUCACCUUCUGAAGCUUCAGAAGUUUCCCUUCACAUCCAGAACACAUGUGCCUUACACACUAUGACAAGUACUACCUACUCUAAUUUUUCUCUGGUGGUAAAACGUGCAAUAAUUGCCCUGCUAAGGGAGUAUUUUUGUGUUUCUGGGAAUCCAAGCUCAAUAGUGAUGUGCAGUCUCUGGUUAAGGUCCAGUCUUUUUUCCACUGAGGACAACAGCAAGAUGCUUGUUGACUUCAGAGAAUGAACUGACUUCAAGUGGAUGUUGCUGAGAUCAUAACCAGUUCCUCAAUAGCCACUGAACAUAAUAUAUUUUUGUACUUUAGCAUUCUUACAGCUUCCAGUUAGCUUCUCUGUAAAAACACUGUGCUCAGUAUCAGCAUGCAGUCUCAGCACUGCAGUCACUCAGUUAACACUGGAAUUUUUAUUUUGAGCCUAGGUACUGCAGUUUUUGCUUUUAUAGAACAGAUGUACGGGCUUCUACAUCCUUGGUGCUAUUCAUUUCGCACUACUUUGUUUUGAAUGAUUUUUUUGUUGUUGUUGUUGACAAUUAGCUGUGUUUAUGUCAUUUAUAUAUUUUAAAUUUUCAUCUGUGAGGAGGGCUGCUUACUGCUGUGUUCUGGCAGCUAAACACAGAAGCAGUGGGGGCAGUCUUUCUUACCUUUACCACCUCUGCCAUAAUUGUGGUGCAUUUUGAAGCAGCGCAUUUUGAAGCAGUGCAUUUUUCAGAGCCCACUUCAAGGACAGUAUUCCAUGUCAGUGGAAAAUACGCAAGCCACAUUUUCAGCUGGUCAAGUGGAACACUAGAGACUAAAGAUAUGAACCCUUUAUAUUCUCAAACUAAAGUGUAUUUGAACGCUGAUACACCGUUUUUAUUUCUCUGUCAUUACUGUAUUUCCAUGGUGCCAGCAUGAGCAGGUUUGAAUUCAAGCAGUGCAGUCGGUGUAAAAGGCUUGGGGUUUCCAGGUGCACUGCUGCAGAUCUGCACUGCAGACCUUUUCUGCUUUUCCAAAGAAAAUCAUUCGGAUUGUUUUUGGAAACUCUUGUCCAGAGAGGUGGUGCUGCCAGCCACUGCAGGGACACCCAGCAUCCUUUGUGGAGGUGUAGCUGUACAUCUGUUUACUGUUCUCUGAGACCACCACUUCUGCUACCACCAAGCACACAGCAGCUUCUUCCAGAUCUCAGCUGUCAGCUACAGCCUGCCUCUGAUGCCUUCUAGCCAGUAGCAGGAACCUGAUCCCUUUACACCUCCUCCAAAGCCUCACUCCGAGGAGGAGUAAAGCAUUAUAAUCCCUACACUUUCCUGACACUUAAAGAAGCCCGUCUCACAUUACCCUGCUUCUGAGACCUUCCUGUCAACAGCAAAAGAGGUCAUACUCCAAUACCUACUGGGAGACCAAGCGAUAUGCCUCCAAUUCAGUACCAAAAUAGUGUAAUGCUGAAUGCUGCUGGAGUGGUGACAAAAUCCACUAUUGACAGUUUGCUAAACGUAGUGUUGUAAAGACAGGUGUGCCAAAAUUGUGGUGCUCCCUGUGCAGUGGGGAUGAAACAGGGCUGCUGUAAUGCUGGCAAUGGUAAAACUGAGACCACGACAUAAUAUCGACUGAGUUAAAAAACCAGCAAUGCAAUUAGAAAUGCAUAAUAGAAUGGGCAUUCUUAAGUUUCAGCAUUCGCAUGCUCUGAGCAAGAAGUCAUACACAAAAAAUACAGAAAAGAUGGUGUGCUGGCUUUUUGGCUCCAGCUGAAUGGGCUGAACUCUUGUUCUCUGUUUCCAGAAUGCUAUUGGCUAACAACAGAUGUUCAUUUCAAGUGGAUCGGGCAUUAUGGAACUAUAUUUUGAGCAUUGAGGUUUGGGGUUUUGUUUGAUUUUGGUUUGUUUUUUUUUUUGUUGUUGUUUUUUUUAUAAAAAGAGACUAAAUGCCUAAUUCAUCAGUGAAUGUGCCAGCAUUCAGUUUUCUCCCUCGGUGCUACUGUGAGAAAACCGUGCCAUAUUAUGGAAUGUUUUGAUGAGAACUUCAUAUCAGUAUAUUGUAUCAGUAUAUUUUAACGGACAACUACAUAUGGACUUUGCUUUAAUAUCCUACCCUGAAUUCCCAGUAGAAAAAAAUUAGAUCUGACUGCAUUAAUGCAAGCUUUCCCUGUGGACAGUACAGAAUAGCCUCUGGCAGAGGACAAUUUAUCUUCUUCUUACAUAGAUAAUAAAUGUGAGAGGCAUCAACUCUGGGUUAGCCGAGGUCACUGGCUUAGUUAGGAGUCCUACUUUGAGAUGGUAAAAACUCGCUAGGAUGAAUCUUAUAUCCUGGGUUUCCUAAAAACCAAUCAGUUGAGAAAUUUCCGUCCCCUCAAACAUUUUGUAUUUAUGGAUAAUAUUUGUGAUUCCAGGAGUGUACGUAGUUGAUGGUCAGGAUCUGGUUUAAGUUUUUCGGUUGUUUCAUUUAACCUUGAAGUUAUGUUCUUAAUCUUAAUUUAGUGAAGAUGGGGUUUAUGAAGGAUUCCCUUUCUUACCAAAUGGAGUUCUAUCUGCAGCAUGAAAGUGCCUUGAAAACAUAUGUAUAAUCAAUAAAGUGUUUAUAAUCCACA